This is a messenger RNA of Lottia gigantea (owl limpet), 777 nucleotides long. RefSeq lists its product as hypothetical. The transcript is spliced from 6 exons. Gene Ontology annotation, biological process: protein O-linked glycosylation via mannose; isoprenoid biosynthetic process. The coding region runs from base 1 to 777 and encodes 258 amino acids. The record is from RefSeq and is a predicted model, not a curated record. NCBI's taxonomy places the organism in Eukaryota, Metazoa, Mollusca, Gastropoda, Lottiidae. Gene Ontology annotation, cellular component: cytosol. Gene Ontology annotation, molecular function: D-ribitol-5-phosphate cytidylyltransferase activity.
AUGGAACCGGAAAAUGUCGAGUUCUCUUGUGGCAUCGUUCUUCCGGCUGGUGGAUGUGGCUUGCGAAUGAAAUCUCCUAUUCCUAAACAAUAUAAAUAUGUAGCAGAUAAGCCUUUGAUUUUCUACACAUUGUAUGCUUUUCAGAGAUUAUUUUGGGUCGAAUUUAUAAUAGUGGUUGUUGGAGAAUGUUAUUUUGAGUGGAUGAAGAAUUUUAGCAAAGAGCAUGGUUUUGAUAAAGUUACAGUGGUUAUUGGCGGGGAAACAAGGCACCGUUCCAUUUUUAAUGGUAUUAAGGAGAUUCCAAAAGUUUGUAAAAAACCAGAUAUAAUUUUGAUACAUGAUGCUGUUAGAAUAGUGGCAGAAGAAGAAUUGGUCAGAAAAAUAGCAGUAUCAGCCAAAACAUAUGGGGCUGCUGGAGUGACACGCCCUCUGAUUUCUACUGUAAUAGCUGUGGACUCAAAUCAGUUUUUAGCUGAGUCAUUAGAUAGAAGUUUAUAUAGAGCUAGUGAAAUGCCACAAGGGUUUAGAUACAGUGUUAUUAAACAAGCAUACGAACAAUGUACAGAAGAAGACUUUUUAUAUGGAACAGAAUGUUUGUUGUUAGCUAUGAAAUAUUCCAAUGUAAAAGCACAUAUUAUAGAGGGCAACUCCAGUUUGUGGAAGGUAACUCUGAAAAAAGAUCUGUACACUGCUGAAGGUGUAUUAAAAGGUAAACAUGUAUAUUUUCUUGAACAGAUUAAGAUUGUAAGAUUGAAUUGGCUUGUCAAAUUCCUGUGA